ACAACCGGAAAAAAAACGUAUUUCAUUUCCCCUGAAAUCUUUUCCAACAACUAGCUAACGUUAUAUCGUACAGGGAAUUGAGAAGCAAUCAUCAACGAUUUUUUUUUUGCAGUUUUGCAUCCUCAAUAAAUAGACAGGGUCUGCAGUCAGCACAAAAAUGUCGCACACAAUUUUGCUUGUCCAACCAACCAAGAGACCCGAGGGCCGCACAUACGCUGACUAUGAGUCAGUGAAUGAAUGUAUGGAAGGUGUUUGCAAAAUGUAUGAAGAGCAUCUCAAGAGGAUGAAUCCAAACAGUCCCUCCAUCACUUAUGACAUUAGUCAGUUGUUUGACUUUAUUGACGAUUUGGCAGAUCUGAGCUGUCUUGUGUACAGAGCUGACACUCAAACAUACCAACCAUACAACAAAGACUGGAUCAAGGAAAAGAUAUAUGUCCUGCUGCGGCGUCAGGCUCAGCAGGCAGCAAAGUAAAAGCAUAAGUGAGGAGUUGUUCUGCUACACACACUUGGAAGGAGUUUAUGCUGCACUAUGUUUCUUGAAGAUCUGUGUAUAAGAACAACAUUGUCAGACUGACAACGGAAGAGUUUACGUAUACUAUACAUUGGGAAAGGAAGGGGCUGUCAAACUGGGGAAACAUCAGAAAUGUGGGCCUUUUUAUAUAAAAAAAAUUGAGUCAUGCUCGGCAGCAUAUGUAUGUCUGUAAUUUGUUACACUGAGUUCAGAGUGCUGCAAGGACUAACUUAUUGAUGGAGAGGGAUCCGGGCUUUGAGAAA
Sander lucioperca (pikeperch) is the source of this 774-nucleotide messenger RNA. It is a transcript of the gene erh, whose product is annotated as ERH mRNA splicing and mitosis factor. The record is from RefSeq and is a predicted model, not a curated record. The transcript has 4 exons. NCBI's taxonomy places the organism in Eukaryota, Metazoa, Chordata, Actinopteri, Perciformes, Percidae. Bases 158 to 472 code for a protein of 104 amino acids.